Messenger RNA from Cydia fagiglandana, 1564 nucleotides. Its product is annotated as alanine aminotransferase 2-like. Gene Ontology annotation, molecular function: pyridoxal phosphate binding; L-alanine:2-oxoglutarate transaminase activity. The transcript is spliced from 10 exons. NCBI's taxonomy places the organism in Eukaryota, Metazoa, Arthropoda, Insecta, Lepidoptera, Tortricidae. The record is from RefSeq and is a predicted model, not a curated record. Gene Ontology annotation, biological process: biosynthetic process. Bases 102 to 1547 code for a protein of 481 amino acids.
UAAAAACUAUUGGCAAUCAGCUGGCCACGAUCGUGAUUUCAAUAAAAUCUCAGUACAUCGUUCUAGGAGUGCAUUAUACGGUUACAGUUGUAAGUGUCAACAUGAAGUUGGAAUCUACUUCGGAGCAUGUAAAUCAGAAUCUUCUGAACAUACAGUAUGCGGUGCGGGGUCCUAUUGUGGCGAGGGCCGCGCAGAUUGAAAAGGAGCUUGAAAAGGGCGUGAAGAAACCAUUUGAUCGAGUAGUGCGCGCUAACAUAGGAGACUGUCAUGCCCUCGGCCAAUCCCCUUUCACCUUCAUUCGCCAGGUGCAAGCGCUGGUCGCCUGUCCUCAACUACUUUCCAGUCCAGAUAUUCCGGAUGACGUGAAAGCAAGAGCGAGAGAACUGCUGGCAGAUUGCACAAAAGGCUCAGUUGGUGCAUAUUCUCCAUCUCAAGGUCUGCUAGUAGUUCGUCGGCGCGCUGCACAGUAUUUAUCAACUCGGGAUGGAGUCCCAGCUUAUCCUGAACAGAUAUACUUGGGUUCUGGUGCCAGUGAUCUCAUUAAAGCAGUAUUGUCGUUGUUUGGUGGAGAUGUAGACGGGAAGCCGUCAGCGGUAAUGAUCCCAAUCCCCCAAUACCCCGUAUUCUCCGGGACCCUAUCAGAGCUGGGGAUCCGGCAAGCCCACUACUACCUUGAUGAAGCCCAGGGCUGGUCGCUGAUGGCCGAUGAGCUGGAACGCAGCUGGACUGAAGCUAGCAAGAGCAGUGCUGUUAGAGCGUUGGUUGUUAUUAAUCCUGGAAAUCCUACUGGUCAGGUCCUGACACGAGAAAACAUGGAAGAAAUCAUCAAGUUUGCACACCGGCGGCGACUUUUCCUGUUAGCUGAUGAAGUCUAUCAGGAGAACAUUGUCUCGAAGCCAUUUUUUUCCUUCAAAAAGGUGAUGCACGAAAUGGGCGCUCCAUACUCCUCAAUGGAACUAGCCAGCUUCAUAACAGCAUCCAAGGGUUGGGCGGCGGAGUGCGGCACCCGCGCCGGUCUGGUCGAGAUUCCUAGACUGACAGAAACUGCGCGAAGAGCGUUUGAAGCUACGAGAGCUGUGGCACAGUGCCCUAACUUGUUAGGCCAGUGCGCGUUAGAUUGUGUUAUGAAACCGCCAGCCCCCGGCGAGCCGUCCUACGAACAGUUCGCGCGCGAGCUCGCAACGGUUCGGCGAACGCUUUGCGAACGCACCGCUACUGCGUAUUUGAAGCUCAACGCCAUCCCUACAUUCUCUUGUAAUCCUAUUGACGCAUCAAUGUUCGCGUUUCCGAGGUUUUCGGUGCCAGCGCGCGCGGCGGCAGCGGCGCGAGCGCAUGGGACGACGCCUGAUGAAUUUUACUGCUUGCGUUUGCUCGAAGAAACAGGGGUCUGCGUAGUACCAGGGUCAGGGUUCGGGCAAGCCGAAGGCACGCUGCACUUCCGCACCACCAUCCUGCACCCUCGCGAGGAGUUCAGCUACAUGAUGGAGCAGAUCGCCAACUUCCACGUCAGGUUCCUCAAGGAGUAUGAAGAGAGGAGUGAGGGUUGAAGCGAUUGGGUAAACAA